Linum trigynum is the source of this 2162-nucleotide messenger RNA. The record is from the annotation of a GenBank genome assembly. Lineage: Eukaryota; Viridiplantae; Streptophyta; Magnoliopsida; Malpighiales; Linaceae.
GAACUGGAUCUUUAACCACACCUUCGAGCAAGCUCACUAGUUGAACUCAAUGAACCACUCAAUCGAGAUAGCCUGCGAGCCUCAUGAACCUAAUAAGGAUGAGCUCAGACUCGACUCGUUUACUAAUAAGUCGAGUUAAAACGACAUUUUCUCGAGUAGAGUGUCGAACCAGUCAUGAGCCGUGUGUCUCAAACCUGGAUCAUCAUAGGAAUGCUUCCCCUGGAUUAUCUCCAGAAGUAGUAAACUGCUGCAAUGUCUAAUCCAGAAAAGACUUAUGAAUAGAAAGUUACAAGUAGAAUCAUUUUAGAAAUUUACAUAUCAAGUUUGGGUGGUGUAGUUGGUUAUCACGUUAGUCUCACACACUAAAGGUCCUCAGUUCGAACCUGGUCUCAGACAUUUUCAUUUUGAAGUUUUUGUUCUGGUGUUCAGUUCGGAGCAGGCUUGAGAUUUUCAGAGGCCCAGAUUAUGGAACUUGGGCCUGGUAAUUUCAUACGGGCUUACGGCUAAUUAAGAUUUCGUUGAAUAAAGGCCCAGCGGAGCAAAAAUAAUUAUCCGGAACGGGGAUUGAACCCGACGUGAAUCGAACACGCAACCUUCUGAUCUGGAGUCAGACGCUCUACCAUUGCGCCACGGAUCCGGUUGUUGGGUUAAUUCUCAUUUCAUUUUAUAUAUCAAAGUACAUAUGACUCUGGUGACUAGUCUAGAGCGAAGAGGAUUUGUUUCACUCUCCGCGAGCGGUUCAAUGGAAGCGGAAACUCUUCUCCAUCGUGCCAUUUCUUGGAGCUUCAGUCCCCAGUGUCAUCUUCCCCACCGGACUCGUCUCCUCCGUCAAGCCGUCCGGGCUUCUUCCUCAAAUCCUCGGUUGAAGAAAAGUUAUCAGGGGCCGAAGCCGAAGCAAGAUUUGGUACCUGACUGGGUGUCUAGGAACGACGACACCGUUCGAAGCUUGCCCAUAUACGUUGGAGGCGCUUCUCUCGUCGCCGUCCUCGUUAAUCGCGCCGUUUCCGGCAUAGCUCCAGUUGCAGAUGCCAGCAGUUCGCAGUCAAGAGCAGAUCUAUUGACACUUGGCUUGGCUGUGACCAGUAUACUGACUGGCCUGGUAUGGCUUACAAUCAAGCCAAAGUCUAUCUCCGUGGUGAAUCCGUUAGGUGUGGAAUGUCGGAUGAUAUCGUCCCGCUUACCGGACCCUUCAAUCGCAGAACUCUUAUGGGUAUGGGAGUCUCUAUCAUCGGUUACAUGCUGCAGGUCUCUAGUGGUUGUGUAUGAUCGUACUUGUAUCUUGCAAAUUGGAGUUGCAGCUGAGUCCUCUGGUGGAGAAGCACAGGUUGUCGAUGCUGCCAGGUUGAGUGAAGGUUCCGUUUAUCAAGGUGUUAUGAAGUCUGGAAGUCAAAGCUAUUUAGCAAACCUAUCUCUGUAUCCUGGGAGGUCAGAACUGCCAUUUUUACCAUCCAACACACAGGCAGUGAUCUUGCAGCCUCUCGGAGACAAAGGAAUUGUAAUUAUUGGAGGUGACAUGAUUAGGGGUUUCACAAAUGCUGAUCAGGCGUGGAUCACUUAUCUUGGAGAAAAACUGGAUGCAACAAUUGCCAAACAUACAAUUAGUGUAACCCCCUUGAAAAUCCAGGACAGAAUUUGAGACCAACUUGUUGAGCUUACUUGCCCUCCCUCAUCAUUCAUUUGCCACACCUUCGGUUCAAGGUAACCUUCAGUUUAGCAUCUGUGCCAUCAUUGUUUGAUAUUCCUUAAUAGAUUGAACCUCCUACAUUCUACCUAAGCAUUUCCUUAGUAGCAGUAUCUCAUGAUUAUCUACUAAUUUUAGAUUAGGAUGCGGAUAGAUGACCCUCAAUAAGAAUAAAUAACUUAAGAGUUGAGGGUUAGAGGCAUGUAGUUCCCUUAACAUCUCUAAGAGGUUUCUGGAAUAGUCUGAUUGCUUAUAGUAGUUCAUGUUGAUGUCUUUAGGAUUAUGUUGCAUUAUUCUUCAUAUUGCAGAGCCAAGCCCCUCUUCGAAAAGGAAUAUUUGAUCCGACCCUGCUGUCAGUAUGAGUGCUUCCAGAGUAGUUGCUAGUUCAUUUUGAUCUGUUCUUUAUUGCUGGCAUUAUCUGUAUAGUGUUUUAGCAGGGUGUACACACUUUCCCUUGCAAUAAUAGAAAUUACAGUUAAGU